Messenger RNA from Bactrocera dorsalis (oriental fruit fly), 792 nucleotides. Its product is annotated as probable RNA methyltransferase CG11342. Lineage: Eukaryota; Metazoa; Arthropoda; Insecta; Diptera; Tephritidae. Gene Ontology annotation, biological process: negative regulation of pre-miRNA processing; miRNA metabolic process. Gene Ontology annotation, cellular component: cytoplasm. The record is from RefSeq and is a predicted model, not a curated record. The transcript has 2 exons. Gene Ontology annotation, molecular function: O-methyltransferase activity; RNA methyltransferase activity. Bases 245 to 733 code for a protein of 162 amino acids.
AAAUAUUCUAAAAAUGGUAGAUUUUCAUUUUGCUCACUUAUUUUGUUAUCGUUUCUAAUUUACAAUAUAUGUGGUCGUUGCGUCAUUUAUUUUCAAACCCAUUUAUUUUAUUUUAAACUAUUUCAAUUAUCCUUACUUCACUGUUUCCAAAAUGUAAACAUAGUAUAAAUGUACGUAUAGUUAGUAUGCAUACAUAUAUAAAUGUUAUUGUGAACAGCUGUAUAAACAAAAGACCCAAGUAAAAAUGGAAUUCCGAAAUAAUGAUCCUGGAGCUGUACAAUAUGGAAACUUUAUAAACUACUAUAAUUUCAACAACGCGGGACAACGAUUAAAAUUACUACCACGCGAUGUGUGGAUUGGGACUGAGAAUCCCCAAACUGGCGAACCCUACUUGGUCCUGGAUAUUGGUUGCAAUGCUGGAAACCUGACUCAGCUGUUGUAUACAUUUUUAAAUGAAUGCGUUGGUACAACACAUGAUCGCAAUAUACAAAUACUAGGUGUUGACAUCGAUUCAGAUUUAGUGAAACGAGCUAAAACUGGAAAUGAGUUUCCGUCAAAUGUGAGUUAUGAACAUUUGGAUAUUAUGGAUUCAAAUGAGUCUCGUAAAAUUGCCGAAUAUUUGCACAAAUGGAAUCGUAAAACCUUUGACGUGAAAGACUUUGUGACCUGGCUAAAUUACUUGUUGUUGAACCACAACCAUGGAAAUGUUAUCAAACUGCGUUACGACGAAUGAAAAAAGCUGGCGAUGAAUUUCCGCUUUAUAAAGCUCUGCAGUGGCGUACAAAUGUAGAA